AUGAAUGAAAAUAUGGUGACAAAACUCCAUGCUGAAUACAGUGAUAGUAUUUGUAAGAGUAAUUAUGAUUCUCGAAUUACGAUAAAAUCUUCUAUGCCAGUAUCUGUCACUCAAAGUUACUUCGCUGGUGAUGAGAUUGGUGACAGUUUUGCAGCUGCAGAUCCUUUCCUCCAUUUUUUGUUAGAAGAAAGAAAGAAAUUUGGAGAUCUUUCGGUCAAAGUUUUAUUGGAGAGUCAUUUCAAUGUUACCGCUGAGAAUGGCUGA
Molecule: messenger RNA, 264 nt
Organism: Loa loa (African eye worm)
Lineage: Eukaryota; Metazoa; Nematoda; Chromadorea; Rhabditida; Onchocercidae
Exons: 2
Coding region: 1-264 (87 amino acids)
Source: RefSeq, a predicted model, not a curated record